Molecule: messenger RNA, 1116 nt
Organism: Cyphellophora attinorum
Lineage: Eukaryota; Fungi; Ascomycota; Eurotiomycetes; Chaetothyriales; Cyphellophoraceae
Product: Quinate dehydrogenase
Exons: 1
Coding region: 1-1116 (371 amino acids)
Biological process (GO): chorismate biosynthetic process; shikimate metabolic process
Molecular function (GO): shikimate 3-dehydrogenase (NADP+) activity
Source: RefSeq, a predicted model, not a curated record
AUGUCCAACAAACCCCGGCUCACCACUGCACUGCCAUCAACACCUCCAUAUACACAUCCGCAUCCGCGGCAAAUCCGCUCGGCCUUCCUCUUCGGCACCCCAAUCGCCCACGCGCUCGGCCCAGCCGUCCACACCACCAUCUGGCAACAACUUGGUCUCCCCAACGAAGAAUGGCGCUUCGACCUGCUCGACUCAACCGACACAGCGGAAUGUCUGCGCUGGCUUCGCGACCGUGAGAGCGGCUGUGUGGGCUGCUCAAUCACUAUGCCCAACAAGGUGGCAAUGCUGGAGCUGGUGGAUGGGUUGACGGAGGAGGCGAGGGGGGUUGGGGCUCUUAAUACUGUUUUCUUCCGGGAUGAUGCUGAAAGCGGUGGAAACAAAGCAGUGGUCAAGCAGGGCGGUGGUGGUGGGAGGGAUGGAAGACGGCGGCUGAUCGGCGCCAACACGGACGCGCUGGGCAUACGCGAUGCUUUCUUGCGGGUGUGUCCGGGCUUGAAGCAGGGUCCUGUAGAUGCAGGACCGAGCUGUCAUUCUGCGCUGGUGCUCGGCGCCGGUGGGGCGGCGCGCGCAGCAGUGUACGCGCUGUGGAAGCUGUUGGGCGUGCAGACGAUCUACGUGGUCAAUCGGGAUCAAGAAGAGGCGCGGGCGAUGAUUGAGUCAAUGGUGGGCAACCGAAUCGGGGCGCAUUUGGUGUUCUUGGAUCAAGCUGAGCGUGUGGACGCUGCCUUCGCGACACCCGCAGGGAUCGAUUUGGUCGUUGGUACGGUUCCGGAUGUGGACGUGAUCAGUGCAGGGGAGAAGCGGGCUUGGGGUAUGGUGGAGGAGGUGCUGAGAAGUCGUAGCGGUGGCGACGGCAACAAGGGGACUCAGGCAAAUAUAAGAUUUGUACUGGACAUGGCAUAUGCCCCAUCGCCGCGGACAAGGCUCUUGCGGCUAGCGGAGGACCAUGGCUGGACAACUAUAUCGGGGGUGGACGUGCUGGCGGAUAUUUGUAUAGCGCAGAAUCGACUGUGGUGUCCGGAGCUAUGGCAACGGAAAGGGAAAGGGUCUGUUGAGGGUGUGGAGGAUGUUGUCAGGGUGAAGUUGAGUGAGGUUUUGGCGCAACGCAGCGGAUGA